Messenger RNA from Aspergillus candidus, 1815 nucleotides. RefSeq names its product putative carboxypeptidase S1 (gene cp1). The transcript is spliced from 2 exons. The record is from RefSeq and is a predicted model, not a curated record. Gene Ontology annotation, biological process: proteolysis. Bases 1 to 1815 code for a protein of 604 amino acids. Lineage: Eukaryota; Fungi; Ascomycota; Eurotiomycetes; Eurotiales; Aspergillaceae. Gene Ontology annotation, molecular function: serine-type carboxypeptidase activity. Gene Ontology annotation, cellular component: fungal-type vacuole.
AUGCUCUUUUUAGCUUCUCUUCUGCUCUUCUUCACAGCGAGAGCGCAUCCAUUCGACGGCGCCUACCUUGACACCACCCUCGUCCCGAAAGGAAUCUGCGGGAAUGCCACGUCCUACGCAGGCUACGGCCGUUUCCCCCCAAACACCAUGAAGGAAGUCCACCACGACCACCCCAUCAACCUCUUCUUCUGGUACUUCAAAGCCAGAAACAACCCGGACUCUGCGCCCUUGAUCAUCUGGAUGAACGGCGGACCAGGCGCAUCCUCCAUGCUGGGCCUCUUCACCGAGACCGGCCCCUGCCACAUCAACCCGGAUCUCACGACGCGCGAGAACCCCUGGUCCUGGAACACAGACUACAACAUCCUAUAUCUCGACCAGCCAGUCCACACCGGCUUCAGCUACGACACCCCCACAAACGGAACCCUCGACCUAACCACCGGCGGCAUCGACAUCACCCCAGACGGCAUCACCCCGCCAGACAGCCAGACGCUCAUCCCAGGCGUCUUCAGCAGCCAGAACCCGACAACAACCGCCAACACAACCGCCAACGCCGCCCGCCACUUCUGGAACUUCCUCCAGCUCUGGCAGCGCGACUCCCCCACGAUCCACCACCCCUCCACCAACCCCUCCAUCAGCAUCUGGACCGAGUCCUACGGCGGCCGCUACGGGCCCCGCUUCGCAUCCUACACCCAGCAUCAAAACAAGCGCAUCGCAAACGGCUCCCUCACCGCAACCCCCAUCCACCUCUCCACCCUAGGCAUCAUAAACGGGUGCAUCGACCUCCCAACGCAGAUCACAUCCACCGCCGAGUUCGCCUACGACCGCAACGCCUACGGCAUCGCAGGCAUCACCAGCCAGAACUACAGCGACGCCCUCCUCGCGCACGCCCAGAAAGGCGGCUGUAACGACCAGAUCCAGUCCUGCAACCACCUCGCGCACACCCUCGACCCACACAUGCACGGCAACGCCCCCCCGGUCAACGAAGCGUGCCAGAACGCGAGCGAUUACUGCCAGAACGAGAUCGAAGGGCCGUACGCCUUUCGCAAAAGCUCGUCCAACUACGACAUCACGCACUGCUACCUCGACCCGACCCCGGAUAACUUCCACCGCGAGUACCUAGCCACCCAGCGCGUGCGCGACGCGCUGAACGUCCCUGUCAACUACACCGGUAUAUCAGACGCCGUGGGCACGGCGUUCAACCGAACAGGCGACUACGCCCGCGGGGGAUACCUCGCUGAUAUAGGCGGUCUGCUGGACGCGGGCGUGCAGGUCGCGCUCGUCUACGGCGACAGGGACUACGCGUGUAACUGGAUUGGAGGCGAGCGGGCGAGUCUCGCUGUUCCGCAUCGCCAGUCAGAGCGGUUCCGACGCGCGGGCUACACCAAUAUCACUGCCGGUGUAGACGGAAAUGAUGAAGAAGAAGAAGAAGAAGAAGAGAGGGUAGUCGGCCAAGUCCGCCAAGCGGGCCUCUUCUCCUUCGCCCGCGUCUUCCAGGCAGGCCACACGGUGCCGACUUUCCAACCGGCCGCUGCGUAUGACAUCUUCCACCGCGCCAUGCGGGCGCGGGAUAUCGCCACGGGGAGUGUCCCUGUCGCUGCGACGGGUGAGGGUGAUUAUCAGACCAGCGGGAGCUGGAACUCCACGGGCGCCAGGAUGCCGGUUGGGGCUGUGCCUCGGCCGACUUGUUAUUUGAGGGAUAUGAAGUCGACGUGUGCGGAGAACCAGAUCGAGGCUGUUAGGGAGGGGAGGGCUGUUGUUAGGACGGGUGUGGUGGUUGAGCCGGGCGUGCCUGAGGGGGUGUGUCCGGUUUUCUAG